Molecule: messenger RNA, 2000 nt
Organism: Nipponia nippon (crested ibis)
Lineage: Eukaryota; Metazoa; Chordata; Aves; Pelecaniformes; Threskiornithidae
Source: RefSeq, a predicted model, not a curated record
AUGCCAGUUCAGCUUUUAAAGGGAUCAACCAAUGUGGUUUACCAAGCCCAUCAUGUCAGCAGGAGUAAGAGAGGACAAGUCGUCGGUACCAGGGGUGGAUUUCGAGGCUGCACGGUUUGGCUAACAGGCCUUUCUGGAGCUGGCAAGACAACCAUUGGCUUUGCUCUGGAGGAGUACUUGGUCUCUCAUGGCAUCCCUUGCUAUUCCCUGGAUGGUGAUAAUGUUCGCCAUGGCUUGAAUAGAAACCUCGGUUUCUCGGCUGAGGACCGCGAGGAGAACAUCCGCCGCAUCGCAGAGGUGGCCAGGCUGUUUGCUGACGCUGGACUUGUCUGCAUAACUAGUUUCAUUUCUCCUUUCACAAAGGAUCGUCAAAAUGCACGGAAAAUUCAUGAGGCAGCUGGACUUCCUUUCUUUGAAAUCUUUGUAGAUGCUCCUCUAAAUAUUUGUGAAAGCAGAGAUGUGAAGGGCCUAUACAAAAAGGCAAGAGCUGGAGAGAUCAAAGGAUUCACGGGGAUUGACUCAGAGUAUGAGAAGCCCGAAUCUCCUGAACUAGUGUUGAAAACGAAUGUUGCGUCGGUGUCUGAAUGUAUUCAGCAUGUUGUGGAGCUCCUCCAAACACAAAACAUUGUGCCCCAUGGCUCUAUUAAGGAUGUUCUUGAGCUGUUUGUACCUGAAAAUAAACUCAGUAGUGUCCGAGCUGAAGCAGAGAUGCUGCCAUCCGUAGAGAUCACUAAGCUGGAUCUGCAGUGGGUGCAGGUGCUGAGCGAAGGCUGGGCCACUCCGCUGACCGGCUUCAUGCGCGAGGCGGAGUACUUGCAAGUGAUCCAUUUUGGCACCCUGCUGAAUGGAAGGAAUCGCUGUGUAGCUGACGGCGUUGUCAACCUGAGCAUCCCCAUCGUGUUGCCGAUCUCCACGGAGGACAAGGAGCGGCUGGAGGGCUGCGAGGCGCUGGCGCUCAGCUAUGCGGGGCGGAGGGUGGCAGUUCUGAAGAGCCCCGAGUACUUUGAGCACAGGAAGGAGGAGCGCUGUGCCCGCGUCUGGGGCACCACCUGCGCAAAGCACCCACACGUCAAAAUGGUGAUGGAGAGUGGAGACUGGCUGGUUGGUGGAGACCUCCUCGUGCUGGAGAAGAUCAAAUGGAAUGAUGGGCUGGACCAGUACCGCCUGACACCGCUCGCUCUCAAGCAGAAGUUCAGAGAAAUGAACGCUGAUGCUGUCUUUGCGUUUCAGCUACGCAAUCCUGUCCACAACGGGCACGCCCUGCUCAUGCAGGACACGCGGCGCCAGCUUUUGGAGAGGGGUUACCAAAACCCUGUGCUUCUCCUGCACCCCCUGGGAGGAUGGACCAAAGAUGACGAUGUCCCGCUGGAGUGGCGGAUGAAGCAGCACACAGCGGUACUGGAGGAGCAAGUCCUGGACCCCAAGUCGACCAUCGUUGCCAUCUUCCCCUCUCCCAUGCUUUAUGCUGGCCCCACAGAGGUGCAGUGGCACUGCCGAGCUCGCAUGAUUGCCGGGGCCAAUUUCUACAUUGUGGGGCGUGACCCUGCAGGCAUGCCUCACCCCGAGACCAAGAAGGACCUCUACGAGCCCACGCAGGGAGGGAAGGUCCUCAGCAUGGCACCAGGACUGACCUCGGUGGAAAUCAUCCCCUUCCGGGUGGCUGCUUACAAUAAACUGAAAAAGGCCAUGGACUUUUAUGACCAAAAAAGGCAUGAUGAUUUUGACUUCAUCUCAGGAACACGCAUGAGGAAGCUUGCUCGUGAAGGUGAAAACCCACCAGACGGCUUCAUGGCCCCCAAAGCUUGGAAAGUCCUAACCGAGUACUACCAGUCACUGGAAAAAAAGAAUUAACACUACUCCUCCUCCCUAGAAAUACUUGUAUUAAGAGUGAGCAAUGAUUGAUUGAUUGAUUCCCUAUGACACAGAUCAGUUCCUUGGCAUUUCCAAUGCUCUGACUGUAGGAUUUUCCUACCUGGGUCAGAGUGUUUUUUACUAAUCAG